AUGUUCCUGAUCCAGGGCACGGAUGCACUCCUUAAGCUACGGUGGAAAAGAGACGACAGGAUCGAGGAAAUGGAUUACGGCACCUGCUCUGAACCACUACGCUAUGCUGGCAGGGUGAAAGAACUGAAGAAGGGGAUGAGAUGUUGCCUGCCGGUUGCGAACAGGCGCCAGACCACAGGGAGCCUGUCUCCAAAGCGGUUCCAGAGCGCCCUGACGGUGCAAGCCGGGGAAAGGUCCUCGCCGAAGAAGGUGAAGCUGGGCCUGCAGUCUCCCUCCAGGAAGGCAGCCAGAACGAAGGCGUCCCCUCUGCUGUUCCAUCCGGCAAACUCCCCUUACUCUUCUACCCCCAAAGGGGCGGCCCGCAAAGGCCAUCGUGUCACUGCUUGGCUCGGCCACCCCAGCCCACUCAAAGGGGCUUCCAAGAAGACGAUGGAGGACUUAGCGCCAUUGUCGGAGAACAGCCACCUUGGUCAGGACCAGGUAUGCUGUGCGGCUCCCGCCCCCAAGACCACGAAGGAAGGCGGCCAAGGAGACAGGGAGCGGGUCAGGAGUCGGAAAGUCCAACUGGUACGCAAGCAGCUGAUUUCCAGGGCCGACUUUCCCCUGGGGGAGGCCCGCUCUCCUUCGGCCCGUGUCCUGAACAGCGGGAGAGGGUUCGCCGAGCAGUGCGCCGAGGCGUGGAUGAGGCUCCCGUCGCAGCAGAAAGACCGCGAGCGGCACCUCCGCUUCUACCACCAGCAGUUCCAACAGCCCCCCAUUCUGCAGGAGAAGCUGAACUACCAGCCGCUGGAGAGGUUCCUGGCCCAGUACAAGCCGCAGGAGGUCCGGGUGCAGCCCGAGGCCCCCGGGCGUCCCCCCUCUCCCCUCCAGGGUUCGGACGAGACGAUGCAGCUCGAGGACUUGGACGACAGCGAUUUUAGCGAAGAUUCCUUCUCCCCCGGGCCGAGCCAGAGGAAGCCCGAAGCUGACGGGGGCAGGGAAGGCAGCCAGCUUUCGUUUUUCCUCCACCGCAGGGAACGUGAGGCUGAUGGGCAAGAAGUCCAGCUGGGGCAGGAGCUGUUUUUCGAACUCCCUGAUCUUGAGAGUAAAGAGGGGGCCUCCCCAAGGACGGAGGAGGCCGUCGGCAGCGAGCAAAGCGCUCGGAGCCAAUCCGACUGGAGCACGGGAGAAGCCUCGAUGUUCGAUUUCCCUCCACAGAACGACACAGCCGAGAAACCUUAUUGCUUGCAAGGAGACGGUGUCGAGGGCAGCAGGAGCAGCGCCGAAGAUCCUCUUGCGGGGCGAAGCCUGCUCCGCUGCGUCCACUGUGAUCUAGGGUGUCCCGAAGACAGCUUCUCUGGUUCAGAGAAAGCAACCCAGAUCUUGCCUUUCGCCCAUGCGUCGGGAUCCGCAAGUUGUCUUGCCCCCGGCCGGAGGGAAGGCUCAGUCAAAGGCUGUCCAGUAAAUUCAGAAAAGCAGCUCCCAAAAGCGAGCAACCUCUCUGGAUCUCUGGCGUUUUCACUGGACUUUGUGGCGGGAACGAGGGCUCCGUUGACGGGGCAGCUCCUUGACGCUGAGCGAGCAGAUGUGGUCGAGAAAGACGCUCUAGACCAGCAGCCGGGAAAGACUCGGCUGGAGGAGGAGAGAGAGGGGAAAGGCCCCUCAAGCCCCAGAACACGAGUGGACGAGAACGCCAGGCUGUCCCUUGGGAAGAAAGCUGCUCCUCUGCCCCCCCUGCACGAAACUGACCCCUGGGGAAGACGAGCUGUCCAGCCUCUUCCUCCGCAGGGCAAGCCCCAAUGGCUUCCACAGCCUCAUCGCAGUCCAAAGCCUCCUGCGUCCUUGGGAGACGUAUCGUCCGUGGGUGAGCUUCGUGAUUGUUCGUGCAGCUUCUCCGUGGGCAGCACCGGCCUGGCAGAGAUUCUCUCCCCGUGGAAAGGGAAGGACGGCCCUUUGCCCCUUGGCAGUCUGCAAGCUGGGGAGGUGUCCGCUGACGCAAUCGCCUUGUCGAGCAGUCCGGAGCCAUUCCACUCAGGGGAGAAAGGUUGCUCCGAGUCUCUGGUGCCACCGAAGCACCCUGGUCUCCCAGAGAAGGCGUUCGUCUCGAGAGCAGCCGAGAACCAGGGACCCUCCGGCCAAAGUCUCCCGCUACAGCUCAGCUUGGAAGUCCAGAAGCCGGAGCUUGGUUGUUCUCAAGAGCAGGUCAAGCUGGUGUUUCCCAGCGAGGAAACGAGGCCCCCAAAGAAGCAAAGUGCUCCACAAGCGUCCGUUCGGAAAUCUUCCGAUGCUGCCAAACAGGGUUCCGGGUCGAACGUCGGGUCUCCCUGGAGCUCCCCGGAUGACGAUUGCAAAAGCUCACUUGGGAGUAAGGAAGCGUUGGGCAGGCAAGCUGCGAUCCAGAUCCGUCAGGAACAGCUGGACGAGAUGGCAGCCCUGUCUCGGCAGGAAGAGGGCUUGGUCAGGCAAAUGUCAGACCUGGAUCUUGAAAACUUCGUAAUGAAACUAGAUGGACUCUUUCUUCUGAAACUGAAGUGCAUCCAACGAACGAGAACUCAGCUGCAGCCUCUUUUAGCUGCAGAGCAGAGAAUGUCCCCAAAUUAGCCAGGAGGAGCUCUGUACUGACCCAGCCCCAUUUCGCUGCCUUCAGUGGCCAGCAGAGGAACGUGUGUGUGUGUUUAGUUUGUACGCGGUGGUGCGGAGACUGAAGCCAGAUUGCUCCUAAGGGAAGUCCUGCAGCCCAAGAACUCAUUUCUAAAA
Sphaerodactylus townsendi is the source of this 2736-nucleotide messenger RNA. RefSeq names its product kinesin family member 24 (gene KIF24). The transcript is spliced from 5 exons. Gene Ontology annotation, molecular function: microtubule motor activity. Gene Ontology annotation, biological process: microtubule-based movement. Lineage: Eukaryota; Metazoa; Chordata; Lepidosauria; Squamata; Sphaerodactylidae. The record is from RefSeq and is a predicted model, not a curated record. The coding region runs from base 1 to 2580 and encodes 859 amino acids.